This is a messenger RNA of Coregonus sp. 'balchen', 40468 nucleotides long. Lineage: Eukaryota; Metazoa; Chordata; Actinopteri; Salmoniformes; Salmonidae. The record is from the annotation of a GenBank genome assembly.
UAAUCGAAGAAGAAGACAUUUUAAGAAGAAGAAGAAAAAGACGAAGUUGAUGUUUGGUCGAAUCCAGAAAGUCAUAUCCAAACAAUUAUUUAAGUAUUCGACACAACUUUCCUUAUUACGGAUUUCAAGAACAGUCACUUCUAAAAUGUCUUUCCAGUAUCCAAAUGCUUACCGUGACGAGGCAGUUGUAAGUAAGAGGCUAGCUAGUCAUGCCGCUUUCAAGUGAAUGGGGAGGAGCUAGCCACUUGCUAGCUUGCCAUGAUGUACCGGUACUUGCUAACUAGCUAGUCGUCUUUGUUUAGUUGGAUAGCUUGAGGCUACUAAAAUAAGUUGGCAUUUGAACACAUGCACAUUGCUAGCUAGCUAGCUAGCUAGCUAGCUAUGAACCGAGUUCGCAAGCUAACAAAUGAACGCUAGCUAGCUAACUGUUAGCUUGUAGCAUAAUGUUACCGGCAUGGAUAACCAAACCUCAAAUGAAUGAGCCAGUUAGCUAGGCUUCGUUCGCCUUUUGUUGGCUUUGUUUCAUGUUAGCUAGCUGCUAGCAAAGCUUUUGCAUAGGCUAGCUAGCAAGCUAACCUUAGCUCUGUCAUGUUAUCACAUAACAUCCAGCAGCAAAUGAUGAAUGAUCAAAGUUGUUGGCUGACAGCUGCCGCACAUUCUGGAUUUCACCUGGUUGUUAUUUCUUACAGGUGGAUGACUACCAUGGCAAUAAGAUUCCAGACCCGUACAGUUGGCUGGAGGACCCAGACAGCGAGAAGACGCAGGUAAACGCCCAUCUGCCAUUCAUUCACCACUGGUUGUUUUAUCAGCUGGUUUAGGUCAGGGAGUCCUUAGUCGGUGUCAACUUGGUGACAGAAAUUCUGAUAAUUCUCAUUAAUUUGUAUAUUAUUACUUUUAUCAAGGGAUAAUAAAGUUAGCUGAGUUGGUCACUGUAGAUUUUGUGCCACUGCCAACACCCCCCCACAAUCAAGGACAAAGACUGAAAUUACAUUUGAGUCACCAACUAAAAUGUCCAAACAGUAUUGACAUAGGCUACUGACACAGUAGAUAAGGUUGCAACCAGCACCACCUUCUGUGAAUUAGUGGUCAUUGCAGUGAUGUUGAUAUGGCUUGUUUCUUCCCAGGCUUUUGUCAAUGCUCAGAACCAGCUGACACUGCCCUACCUGGAGCGCUGUGAGGUGCGGGAGCUGUUCAAGGAGCGCAUGACGGAGCUCUAUGACUACCCCAAAUACAGCUGCCCCUUCAAGAGGGGGAGUAGGUGAGAGAGAGAGAGCGAGAGAGAGAAGGGCUGGGGUUGGGUCAAGGUUAGCCAGCAGAUCCGACCCGCUUCCUUACAGCUGCACUAGGGUCAGACAGCCUUCCUUUGUAAAUUAAGGAACUGCAGAGCCAGCGCGAGAUGUGGCUCGGAAAAUGUCCCUCAAUCCAGGGAUGAGAAAUGUAUUGUGCUCCGCAUUUUCCCAUUAUCCCAACUGCUACACUGAGAAGAUUGAACGUCUGCUAGUUUUCCGGAAAACUGUCAUUUUCGUCCUCAUGCUAGGUAGCAGAAGCCACAGCAGCCAUUCCAACCCUAGUGCAGCUGGUCAUGUUCAUUAGGGCAUGUAACACAUUUUUUUUUUUACAUUCUGCAACAGGAAAAUGAGGAUUUCUUAUUGGACAACUCCAGAGGUUUAUUCAGUAGAAACCCAACAGAAGCAAACAAUCAAAUCUGCUUCUAAAUGUUUUCCGUUAAGAAAAAUGAUGAAUACACCCCAAGUAGGCCCUCCCCGUUUGGUUCCUUGUGAGGGGGCUUUCACACCAAAUUGGUUUGGUGCGUCUUUUCCGAACUCUGGUGCGUUUACCCCCUUAUUUUGCUUCGAUUGGACUGGUGUGAACACUGCACUCGGGAGCGCACUAAACAAUGCACCGUGAUUCGCUCACAAAGGGUAGUCUCGGUCCGAUUCAAUUCGUACCGUGGUGCGGUUCGCUGCAGGUGAGAAUGCAGUCCGGACCAAACAGAGAAAUAACCAGAGUCGCGCAUCAUUAUUGGUUGUUUGACUGCGAACAUUUGAUGAAAUGCGCACAGCAUCAUAACGUGAGAUCUCUGAAACAUUCUGAAAGCAGCAGCGCAUCCUAUGCAGAUUAGGGGAGAUGGGGGCUAUACCGGGGAUAUAGGCUAUUGACUAUAGCCUAUUCACGUCGCAGUUAGAGCGUCUAUUGCGCUGUUUCCUCCCGCAUGUUGUUGGAAGAUCAAAGCGAAAGUAAUUGAUAAUCAUGAAUGGAUUUAACUUGAUCAAUUUUGCCCAAGAAACAAAAUAUAAUAAUAAUAAUAUAAUAUGCCAUUUAGCAGAUGCUUUUAUCCAAAGCGACUUAGUCAUGUGUGCAUACAUUUGACUUGCAUGGACAUGUGGUUUUGUUUCGGAAUUUUUGUUAGUUUGACAUUUUGGCGAUGUGAAGCCAACUGAACUAAAUAUAAAUAAUACAAAGUAACAAAUAGUCGAACUCUGAUUCGGACUGUAGCUCAAAACUGUGUGAAAACGCCUUAAGAGGUUCAGGGGGACUUGUCUCUUGGAAUACUGGAUAGUGCAGUUCCAUUGGUGUCAGGCUCACAUUCUUGUUCCCCUCUGCAGGUAUUUCCACUUCUACAACACAGGUCUCCAGAACCAGAGUGUGAUGUAUGUUCAGGAGAGCCUGGAGGCAGAGCCCACAGUCUUUCUGGACCCAAACACUUUCUCUGAGGACGGGACUGUCGCUUUACAAGGUGGGGGACUGAAAUGUGUUCAAACAAUAUUAUUGACAAUACUAUACAGAUGGCCAUUGUCUUCAUUAUAUGUUCUCUCUAUUAACAAUCAAUGCGUGGCGCUGACAUUACACUAUGUAGUCUAGCCGGGCAUGCAAGGCUAUAUGAUGUGUAUAUACAGUGCCUUCAGAAAGUAUUCACACCCCUUGACUUUUUCCACAUUUUGUUGUGCUACAGCCUGAAUUUAAAAUGGAUUCAUUUGAGAUUUGUCACUGGCCUACACACAAUACCCCAUAAUGUCAAAGUGGAAUUAUGUUUUUUGAAAGUUGAGCAGUGAAUUUCAAACAGAGAUUCAACCACAAAGACCAGGGAUGUUCUCCAAUGCCUCACAAAGAAGGGCACCGAUUGGUAGAUGUGUAAAAAAAAUUAAACGAAAAACAGACAUUGAAUAUCCCUUUGAGCAUGGUGAAAUUAUUAAUUACACUUUGGAUGGUGUAUCAAUACACCCAGUCACUACAAAGAUACAGGCGUCCUGCCUAACUCGGUUGUAGAGAGGAAGGAAACUGCUCAGGGAUUUCACCGUGAGGCCAAUGGUGACACACGGCUAUUUCAACCACACCCAUUGCUGACAGGUGUAUAAAAUCGAGCACACCGCCAUGCAAUCUCCAUAGACAAACAUUGGCAGUAGAAUGGCCCGUACUGAAGAGCUCCAAAUCAUGUCCAAUCAGUUGAAUAUACCACAGGUGGACUUCAAUCAAGUUGUAGAAACAUGUCAAGGAUAAUUAAUGGAAACAGGAUGCACCUGGUAAGGUAUUUCUGUUUUUUAUUUUUAAUACAUUAGCAAAAAUGUCUAAACCUGUUUUCACUUCGUCAUUAUGGGGUAUUGUGUGUAGAUUGGUGAGGAAAAACAUUUAUUUAAUCUGCACAGGAUCGGUACCGCCGAACAUCACCGCCGAACAACCUGUCAUUGCAGACAGGUACAGGAUGGCAACAACAACUGCCCGAGUUACUCCAUUUGACAUUUUUACAUUUACACCAGGAACGCACAAUCCCUCCAUCAGUGGCCAGACUGUCCGCAAUAGGCUGAGAGAGGCUGGACUGAGGGCUUGUAGGCCUGUUGUAAGGCAGGUCCUCACCAGACAUCACCGGCAACAACGUCGCCUAUGGGCACAAGCCCACCGUCGCUGGACCAGACAGGACUGGCAAAAAGUGCUCUUCACUGACGAGUCGCAGUUUUGUCUCACCAGGGGUGAUGGUUGUAUUCGCGUUUAUCGUCGAAGGAAUGAGCGUUACACCGAGGCCUGUACUCUGGACCGGGAUCGAUUUGGAGGUGGAGGGUCCAUCAUGGUCUGGGGCGGUGUGUCACAGCAUCAUCGGACUAAGCUUGUUGUCAUUGCAGGCAAUCUCAACGCUGUGCAUUACAGGGAAGACAUCCUCCUCCCUCAUGUGGUACCCUUCCUGCAGGCUCAUCCUGACAUGACCCUCCAGCAUGACAAUGCCACCAGCCAUACUGUUCGUUCUGUGCGUGAUUUCCUGCAAGAAAGGAAUGUCCGUGUUCUGCCAUGGCCAGCGACGAGCCCGGAUCUCAAUCCCAUUGAGCACGUCUGGGACCUGUUGGAUCGAAGGGUGAGGGCUAGGGCCAUACCCCCCCAGAAAUGUCUGGGAACUUGCAGGUACCUUGGUGGAAGAGUGGGGUAACAUCUCACAGCAAGAACUGGCAAAUCUGGUGCCGUCCAUGAGGAGGAGAUGAACUGCAGUACUUAAUGCAGCUGGUGGCCACACCAGAAAUUGACUUUUGAUUUUGACCCCCCCCCCCCUUUGUUCAGGGACACAUUAUUCAAUUUAUGUUAGUCACGUGUCUGUGGAACUUGUUCAGUUUAUGUCUGUUGAAUUUUAUGUUCAUACAAAUAUUUACACAUGUUAAGUUUGCUGAAAAUAUAUGCAGUUGACAGUGAGAGGACGUUUCUUUUUUUGCUGAGUUUUGUUUUGUUCAGUAAACUUGCGGGUCCAAAUAAAAUCACCUUUGGGCAAAAUUCGGGCCGCGGACCACCAGUCGGGGAAUCCUGGCAUAGGCUAACUCAUUUGCCCCUGCUCUCCGCUGUCUCCUUAUGUCUUCACUAUAGAAGUGUUUUCAAUAACUUCCUUGUUUUAAAUCAAGUUCUGUCGAUCUCCUCAGGCUAUGCGUUCUCGGAGGACGGCGAAUACCUGGCGUAUGGCACCAGCGCCAGCGGCUCGGACUGGGUGGAGAUGCGCUUCCUGCGGGUGGAGGGGGCCGUGGCCCUCAAGGACAAACUAGAGAGGGUUAAGUUCAGCUGCAUGUCCUGGACCCACGAUGGCAAGGGCCUCUUCUACAACUCCUACCCUAAGCAGGAGGGCAAGAGCGACGGUGAGCAUCCUUGAUACGUAGAUACACACUGAACAAAAAUAUAAACGCAACAUGUAAAGUGUGGGUCCCAUGUUUCAUGAGCUGAAAUAAAAGAUCCCAGAAAUGUUCCAUACUCUCAAAAAGCUUAUCUCAAAUUUUGUGCACAUUUGUUUACGUCCCUGUUAGUGAGCAUUUAUCCUUUGCCAAGGUAAUCCAUCCACCUGACAGGCGUGGCAUAUCAAGAAGCUGAUUAAACAGCAUGAUCAUUACACAGGUGUACCUUGUGCUGGGAACAAUAAAGGGCCACUCUAAAAUGUGGGAGCAUGCAACUGGCAUGCUGACUGCAGGAAUGUCCACCAGAGCUGUUGCCAGAGAAUGUAAUCUUAAUUUCUCUACCAUAAACCGCCUCCAACGUCAUUUUAAUGAGUUUGGCAGUACGUCCAACCGACGUCACAAUCGCAGACCACGUGUAUGGCGUUGUGUGGGCGAGCGGUUUGCUGAUGUUAAAGUUGUGAACAGAGUACCCCAUGGUGGCGGUGGGGUUAUGGUAUGGGCAGGCAUAAGCUACUGACAACGAACACAGUUGCAUUUUAUCGAUGGCAAUUUGAAUGCACGAGAUCCUGAGGCUCAUUGUCGUGCCAUUCAUCCGCCGCCAUCACAUCAUGUUUCAGCAUGAUAAUGACUAAAAUGUAAAUGUAAUAAUGCACAGCCCAUGUCGCAAGGCUCUGUACACAAUUCCUGGAAGCUGAAAAUGUCCCAGUUUUUCCUUUGGCUGCAUACUCCGCAGACAUGUCACCCAUUGAGCAUGUUUUGCUCUGGAUCGAAGUGUACGACAGCGUGUUUCAGUUCCAGCCAAUAUCCAGCAACUUUGCACAGCCAUUGAAGAGGAGUGGGACAACAUUCCACAGGCCACAAUCAACAGCCUGAUCAACUCUUUGCGAAGGAGAUGUCACGCUGCAUGAAGUAAAUGGUGGUUACACCAGAUAUUAACUGGUUUUCUGAUCCAUGCCCCUACCUUAAAAUGUAUUUAAUUUUUUUAUCUGUGAACAACAGAUGCAUAUCUGUAUUCCCAGUCGUGAUUAGGGCCUAAUUUAUUUAUUUCAAUUGACUGAUUUCCUUACAUGAACUGUAACUCAGUAAAAUUGGAAAUUGUUGCAUGUUUUUUUUUUUUUUUGUUCAGUAUAAUAUGUUAGGUUCUUCACAUCGCCACAAGGGGUACAUUAACACCUCUGUCUCUCUCUCCUCAUCCUCUAGGCACUGAGACGUCCACCAACCUGCACCAGAAGCUCUACUUUCACGUGUUGGGGACCCCCCAGUCCCAGGACUGCCUGUGUGCGGAGUUCUCCGACCACCCCAAGUGGAUGAGCGGUGUCGAGGUAGGAUGGAGUCACUAUUACUAAACGCUCCCCAACAGACAGGUGGGUGCUUGACUUGCUAUAUCUAGCAAACUGUUUUAACACAGCCAUGGUUCUAAGCUUAAAUAGGCACUCAAGCAGAAAUAACAUUAUUUGAGUAGUAAUGUCGUAAUCUUUAAUGUAAGUAAUAUUUUCUGUUCACUUAGCAUCCACACCAAUCCUGUUCCCCUCUACACUCACGAGGAGAGACAGUUUUGCUAUGUAACAAUUUCUCUGAUACUUUAUUUGGGUUAGGGUUAGCGGCAGAGUGUUGUGGUCAGAGUGCUUGACCAGUGUCGCUCUCUCCAGGUGUCCGAUGACGGGCGCUACGUGCUGCUGUCCAUCAGGGAGGGCUGUGACCCGGUCAACCGGCUGUGGUACUGCGACCUCCAAACCACUCCUCAGGGCAUCACAGGUACCCCUAACAUUCAUAAUCAAUUAUUGUAAUAACAGGUACCCCUCGCCCAAAACGAUGAAAGGUCACUGGUUCUGCUGUAGCUUCCUGAAAUCAAGUAAAAAAUAAAAUAAAACAUUUCACAGUAAAAUAACAAUAACGAGGCUAUAUACAGGCGGUACCGAGCCAAUGUGCGGGGGUACAGGUUAGUCGAGGUAAUUUGUACAAGUUGGAUAGGGUAUUAAAGUGACUGCAUUUGACAUGCUGGUAGAAAUUAGGUGAAAAUUGACAUUUAAUGACUUUGUGGGGGGUUUCUUUGACUGUUAUUUCCAGCGUUAUCCAUUGGGUUUGCUGCAGGCAGGAAAUCCUAGGAAAUGCUCUUUAAUUGACACAAGCUGUCUCCAAUCAUUAAAUGUGUACUUUUACAUGAAUGUUUAGUGGGGGGGAACACCUAAACCAGGGGAGGCAUAGCAUACGAAUCUUAAUUGCACAAAACCUAUUAUUUGGCAGGGAAUACUAUUUGUAGAGCAGUGAUUCUACACCUCGCUUUGCUCAAGCUGAUCCUCUCCAAAAGACUCAAUCCUUGAUCAUCGGAGGUUAUAUACAGUGGGGGAAAAUAGUAUUUAGUCAGCCACCAAUUGUGCAAGUUCUCCCACUUAGAAAGAUGAGAGAGGCCUGUAAUUUUCAUCAUAGGUACACGUCAACUAUGACAGACAAACUGAGAAUUUUUUCCAGAAAAUCACAUUGUAGGAUUUUUUAUGAAUUUAUUUGCAAAUUAUGGUGGAAAAUAAGUAUUUGGUCAAUAACAAAAGUUUCUCAAUACUUUAUUAUAUACCCUUUGUUGGCAAUGACACAGGUCAAACGUUUUCUGUAAGUCUUCACAAGGUUUUCACACACUGUUGCUGGUAUUUUGGCCCAUUCCUCCAUGCAGAUCUCCUCUAGAGCAGUGAUGUUUUGGGGCUGUCGCUGGGCAACACGGACUUUCAACUCCCUCCAAAGAUUUUCUAUGGGGUUGAGAUCUGGAGACUGGCUAGGCCACUCCAGGACCUUGAAAUGCUUCUUACGAAGCCACUCCUUCGUUGCCCGGGCGGUGUGUUUGGGAUCAUUGUCAUGCUGAAAGACCCAGCCACGUUUAAUCUUCAAUGCCCUUGCUGAUGGAAGGAGGUUUUCACUCAAAAUCUCACGAUACAUGGCCCCAUUCAUUCUUUCCUUUACACGGAUCAGUCGUCCUGGUCCCUUUGCAGAAAAACAGCCCCAAAGCAUGAUGUUUCCACCCCCAUGCUUCACAGUAGGUAUGGUGUUCUUUGGAUGCAACUCAGCAUUCUUUGUCCUCCAAACACGACGAGUUGAGUUUUUACCAAAAAGUUAUAUUUUGGUUUCAUCUGACCAUAUGACAUUCUCCCAAUCCUCUUCUGGAUCAUCCAAAUGCACUCUAGCAAACUUCAGACGGGCCUGGACAUGUACUGGCUUAAGCAGGGGGACACGUCUGGCACUGCAGGAUUUGAGUCACUGGCGGCGUAGUGUGUUACUGAUGGUAGGCUUUGUUACUUUGGUCCCAGCUCUCUGCAGGUCAUUCACUAGGUCCCCCGUGUGGUUCUGGGAUUUUUGCUCACCGUUCUUGUGAUCAUUUUGACCCCACGGGGUGAGAUCUUGCGUGGAGCCCCAGAUCGAGGGAGAUUAUCAGUGGUCUUGUAUGUCUUCCAUUUCCUAAUAAUUGCUCCCACAGUUGAUUUCUUCAAACCAAGCUGCUUACCUAUUGCAGAUUCAGUCUUCCCAGCCAGGGGCAGGUCUACAAUUUUGUUUCUGGUGUCCUUUGACAGCUCUUUGGUCUUGGCCAUAGUGGAGUUUGGAGUGUGACUGUUUGAGGUUGUGGACAGGUGUCUUUUAUACUGAUAACAAGUUCAAACAGGUGCCAUUAAUACAGGUAAUGAGUGGAGGACAGAGGAGCCUCUUAAAGAAGAAGUUACAGGUCUGUGAGAGCCAGAAAUCUUGCUUGUUUGUAGGUGACCAAAUACUUAUUUUCCACCAUAAGUUGCAAAUAAAUUCAUAAAAUAUCUUACAAUGUGAUUUUCUGGAUUUUUUUUCUCCUCAAUUUGUCUGUCAUAGUUGACGUGUACCUAUGAUGAAAAGUACAGGCCUCUCUCAUCUUUUUACGUGGGAGAACUUGCACAAUUGGUGGCUGACUAAAUACUUUUUUUUCCCCACUGUAAAUGGGGCAAUUAGGACAGUUAAAGUGGAGAGACUAUGAAUCCAAAGAGAAAAUAUUUUAAAUUCAAUCACUAUCGCUUGAAAAAAAGAGCGUGUCAAUACCCCACUGGGACUCUUUGCAGACAACAAUAUAUUCUGCAAAACCUGCAAUUUAGCUUUAGAUUAUGAAUGGAAAGACAGGAUAGACAGCCAUCUGAAAUCAAAUUAAAACACAUUACACUGUUCAGAAGAAUGCUUCUUCUUUAGAAGGUUGUGGAGGAUAUAGCGAAACACUCAUCCUUACAUAACAAGACAAUAUCAAUCAACUAAAAUAUUUCACAACGUAUUCCUUGUCUGUUUUUAACAUAAGGGUAUGAUCAGGGCACCAGACUUUGUUUGAAAGUGCGGGUGAGAACACUUUUUUGGGCGUUGUUGUUUGAAGUAUUUUUUAAUUAACUUGUCUCAGCAGCAUACAUAUUUGAUGCAAAGAGGCUAGAAAUAGCUUAUUUGGUCGAUAUUACUUAACAUUUACAUUUACAUCAUUUAGCAGUUGCUCUUAUCCAGAGCGACUUACAAAUUGGUGCCUUCAACUUAUGAUAGCCAGUGGGACAACCACUUUAAAAAAAAAAAAAAUUGUGGGGGAAGAAGGAUUACUUGAUACAAUUCCAGGUAUUCCUUAAAGAGGUAGGGUUUCAAGUGUCUCCGGAAGGUGGUCAGUGACUCCGCUGUCCUGGCGUCGUGGGGGAGCUUGUUCCACCAUUGGGAAUAGCUUUGACUGGGCUGAGCGGGAACUGUGCUUCCGUAGAGAUAGGGGAGCUAGCAGGCCAGAGGUGGAUGAACGUAGUGCCCUCGUUUGGGUGUAGGGUCUGAUCAGAGCCUGAAGGUAAGGAGGUGCCGUUCCCCUCACAGCUCCGUAGGCAAGCACCAUGGUCUUGUAGUAGAUGCAAGCCUCAAUUGGAAGCCAGUGGAGUGUGCGGAGGAGCGGGGUAACAUGAGAGAACUUGGGAGGUUGAACACCAGACGGGCUGCAGCGUUCUGGAUAACUUGUAGGGGUUUAAUGGCACAGGCAGGGAGCCCAGCCAACAGCGAGUUGCAGUAAUCCAGACUGGAGAUGACAAGUGCCUGGAUUAGGACCUGUGCCGCUUUCUGUGUAAGGUAGGGUCGUACUCUGCAAAUGUUGUAGAGCAUGAUCCUGCAGGAUCGGGUCACCGCUUUGAUGUUAGCGGAGAACGACAGGGUGUUGUCCAGGGUCACAAGCCAAGCAGACAGACCCGGCGCCAGGAUAGGCCUAAAGUGACUAAGAGGGCAGUUUUAAAUUGGUGAGGGGGCAAAAUUCUUGCAUUGGGAUUAUAUUGAAUUAUUCUUAUAUGCCGCUAUACCACAAUAAACAAAGAGACUCCGAGGCCAUUGAGUGCUUUUGAAGUGACAGGUUGGCGCAAAAUCUGCAGCCAAUCUGCGCUGUAUCAGCACAAUGGACAGCGCCUCACACACUAAAGCAAGGCUGUUUUGGCAAUGAAUAUAUGCUACAAGAUAGGCUGUUUGUAAUAGGUGAAUUACCCUAUGUGAAUGCAGCCGUACACACAGCUGUCUUACAACAAUGCAAACUAAACGCUGAAAGUACAGUGUAUUCUGACUUUUUCCACAUUUUGUUACGUUACAGACUCCUCAAUCUACACACAAUACCCCAUAAUGACAAAGUGAAAACAGGUUUUUAGAAAUGGAGUGUCUUCGGAACAAGUCUCAAUGUCCUUGAACCCGAUCGAACAUCGCUGGAGAGACCUGAAAAUGGCUGUGCAGCGAUGCUCCCCAUCCAACCUGACAGAGCUUGAGAGGAUCUGCAAAGAAUGGGAGAAACUCCCUAAAUACAGGUGUCAAGCUUGUAGCGUCAUAUUCAAGAAGAGUCGAGGCUAUAAACGCUGCCAAAGGUGCUUCAACAAAGUACUGAGUAAAGGGUCUGAAUCCUUGUGUAAAUUAGAUAUUUCCGUUUUAAUUUUUAAUACAUUUGCAAAAAUUUCUAAAAACCUGUUUUUGCUUUGUCAUUAUGGGGUAUUGUGUUAGAUUGAUGUAAAAAAAUAUAUAUAUAUAUUUUAUCAAUUCCACAAAAUGUGGGAAAAGUCAAGGAGUCUGAAUACUUUCCGAAUGCACUGAACACAAAUAUAAAUGCUACAUGCAACAAUUUCAUUGAUUUUACUUAGUUACAGUUUGUAUUAAUUAAUCAGUCAAUUUAAAUACAUUCGUUAGGCCAUAACCUAUGGAUUUCCCUGUUACUGAGCAUUUCUCUUUUGCCAAAAUAACCCAUCCACCUGACAGGUGUGGCAUAUCAAGAAUCUGAGUAAACAGAAUGGUAAUUACACAGGUGCACCUUGUGCUGGGUACAAAAAGCCACUCUAAAAUACCACAAUGCCACAGAUGUGUCAAGUUUUGAGGGAGUGUGCAAUUGGCAUGUUGACUGCAGGAAUGUCCACUAGAGCUGUUGCCAGAUAAUGUAAUGUUCAUUUCUCUACCAUAAGCCGCCUCCAACGUCGUUUUAGAGAAUUUGGCAGUACGUCCAAGAAGUAACAGGUUGGCGCGAAAUCUUUGCUGCGCUCCAUCAGCACCAUGGACGGCACCCUACACACUAAGCAUGGCCAUUUUGGCAGUUAAAAUAUUGGCUAGCUAAAAAAGUAUUUUUGCUAUUCCAUACUCUAGGUUUUUGCUGAAAAUGAUUCCACUGGUUAUACCACCAAUAUUUUGAUCAAAACCAACCAGCUACAGUCGUGGUCAAAAGUUUUGAGAAUGUAAGUAUUGGUCUUCACAAAGUUUGCUGCUUCAGUGUUUUUAGAAUUUUUUUUGUCAGAUGUUACUAUGGUAUACUGAAGUAUAAUUACAAGCAUUCCAUAAGUGUCAAAGGCUUUUACUGACAAUUACAUGAAGUUUAUGCAACGACUCAAUAUUUGCAGUGUUGACCCUUCUUUUUCAAGACCUCUGCAAUUAACUUCUGGGCCACAUCCUGACUGAUGGCAGCCCAUUCUUGCAUAAUCAAUGCUUGGAGUUUGUUAGAAUUUGUGGGUGUUUGUUUGUCCACCCGCCUCAUGAGGAUUGACCACAAAUUCUCACUGGGAUUAACGUCUGGGGAGUUUCCUGGCCAUGGACCAAAAACAUAUGUUUUGUUCCCCGAGCCACUUAUUUAUCACUUUUGCCUUAUGGCAAGGUGCUCCAUCAUGCUGAAAAAGGCAAAGAACUAAACUGUUCUCUGAUGGUUGGGAGAAGUUGCUCUCGGAGGAUGUGUUGGUACCAUUCUUUAUUCAUGGCUGUGUUCUUAGGCAAAAUUGUGAGUGAGCCCACUCCCUUGGCUGAGAAGCAACCCCACACAUUAAUGGUCUCAGAAUGCUUUACUGUUGGCAUGACACAAGACUGAUGGUAGCGCUCACCUUGUCUUCUCCGGGCAAGCUUUUUUCCAGAUGCCCCAAACAAUCGGAAAGGGGAUUCAUCAGAGAAAAUGACUUUACCCCAGUCCUCAGCAGUCCAAUCCCUGUACCCUUUGCAGAAUAUCAGUCUGUCCCUGAUGUUUUUCCUGGGGAGAAGUGGCUUCCUCGCUGCCCUUCUUGACACCAGCCCAUCCUCCAAAAGUCUUCGCCUCACUGUGCCUGCUGCCAUUCCUGAGCAAGCUCUGCACUGCUGGUGCCCUGAUUCCGCAGCUGAAUCAACUUUAGGAGACGGUCCUGGCGCUUGCUGGACUUUCUUGGGCACCCUGAAGCCUUCUUCACAACAAUUGAACCUCUCUCCUUGAAGUUCUUGAUGAUAAAUGGUUGAUUUUAGGUGCAAUCUUACUUGCAGCAAUAUCCUUGCCUGUGAAGCCCUUUUUUGUGCAAAGCAAUGAUGACGGCACAUGUUUCCUUGCAGGUAACCAUGGUUAACAGAGGAAGAAUAAUGAUUUCAAGCACCAUCCUCCUUUUAAAGCUUCCAGUCUGUUAUUCUAACUCAAUCGGCAUGACAGAGUGAUCUCCAGCCUUGUCCUCGUCAACACUCUCACCUGUGUUAACGAGAGAAUCACUGACAUGAUGUCAGCUGGUCCUUUUGUGGCAUGGCUGAAAUGCAUUUUUGGGAUUAAGUUCAUUUUCAUGGCAAAGAGGGAUUUUGCAAUUAAUUGCAAUUCAUCUGAUCACUCUUCAUAACAUUCUGGAGUAUAUGCAAAUUGCCAUCAUAAAAACUGAGGCAGCAGACUUUGUGAAAAUUUAUAUUUGUGUCAUUCUCAAAACUUUUGACCACAACUGUAGAUUGUUUCUUACCUUUUCAGAAGAGUUGCAGCCUCCUUGAUGCUCUGUUGAACUUCCUGAUUAAUCGAUCAAUCCAUUCUCCGCAAAAUCUUCUUGAACAAUCCCCCUCAAAUGCCAGUUGGAUUAGUUGAGCUUUCCUUUGGCGUGGCAUGCUUCGUCUGUUCUGACUGAGCACUUUUGUCAAAGUGCAAAAUGAGUUCUUGCCAGCUGCCUAUUGUUAACAAGUGUUGACACCUCAGUUCCCAUAGCACUUCGAAAUGGUUUUUCUUUCUGUAGUGCAUUUCAAAUGCUCCUUGCUUGAUGCGUGCCUAGCGAAUCCUAUGGUUCUAUCCAGUUAGAAUCUUCCAGUUAGAAUACCGACCUUGGGUGAAGGCCUUAGCUGCGUUAGCGUUGGACACAAUACAGAACUUUUGACAUAGGAAUCAAAAUGCCGCAUCUGCAGUAACCGAGUAUUCCAGCCACUCUCUUCCUAUGAACCAGUUGCUAUUAAAUUAACGUUUUUGGACAGAACCUGUGGCUAUGGUAGGCUAACCUGGGCUGGCUCCUCUCUUCCAAGAUCGUCAAGAACAGUCUGAGGUGGAGGGUGCUGUGGAGCCAUUAUCCUGGUGGCACUUGUGGAAGGGGGGGGGUAGGCUCUUCACGCGGAGCUAGCUGGAGCUCGGGCAGCAGCAUCAUUGCUGGGCUUGGCGGCAGCCUCUUUGGUUUGAUUUCUGAUAUCCAUCGUGGCAGAUAUAGGCAAAUAACACUUAAUGCCUUUUACAGCUAGCUAAGAAGCUAACUAAACUCUGGAGUGGUGGGGCGAGAGGCAGAGUUGAGUGAAGCAGCUUAAACUGAACUUGACCUUAUUAAUCAAAAUCAAAUAGGCCUGUUACAGGUGGAGGCGUAUCACGUUAUUCACGGAGCCUACCAAAGAUGUGCAGCUAUUUUUCCCGCUUUUUAUGGAAACCCAAAGGAGUCAUACCUAACCACCCAGUGGCUUUCCGUAGCCCCCCUACAUGCAAACACACACAUCUCACAGCGCUGAUCCAGCGCAGCGGCGAUACAGAUUUCGCGCCAACCUGUCACUCAAUCAUUUAAACUUUUUUAUAUAGGGACAUAAAACUAAAACAGGUGGCACAAGUUUCAACUGAGGUGGCUAAGCCCCUCGUGGAGCUGUGCCCGCAAACAGAGCUGUUUUAUGGAGAUACAAAUAUAUCAUGUGCUUUCUCAUUUGGUGCAUACAGUGGGGAGAACAAGUAUUUGAUACACUGCCGAUUUUGCAGGUUUUCCUACUUACAAAGCUUGUAGAGGUCUGUAAUUUUUAUCAUACAGUGGGGAAAAAAAGUAUUUAGUCAGCCACCAAUUGUGUAAGUUCUCCCACUUAAAAAGAUGAGAGAGGCCUGUAAUUUUCAUCAUAGGUACACGUCAACUAUGACAGACAAAAUUAGAAAAAAAAAUCCAAAAAUCACAUUGUAGGAUUUUUAAUGAAUUUAUUUGCAAAUUAUGGUGGAAAAUAAGUAUUUGGUCAAUAACAAAAGUUUCUCAAUACUUUGUUAUUUACCCUUUGUUGGCAAUGACACAGGUCAAACGUUUUCUGUAAGUCUUCACAAGGUUUUCACACACUGUUGCUAGUAUUUUGGCCCAUUCCUCCAUGCAGAUCUCCUCUAGAGCAGUGAUGUUUUGGGGCUGUCGCUGGGCAACACAGACUUUCAACUCCCUCCAAAGAUUUUCUAUGGGGUUGAGAUCUGGAGACUGGCUAGGCCACUCCAGGACCUUGAAAUGCUUCUUACGAAGCCACUCCUUCGUUGCCCGGGCGGUGUGUUUGGGAUCAUUGUCAUGCUGAAAGACCCAGCCACGUUUAAUCUUCAAUGCCCUUGCUGAUGGAAGGAGGUUUUCACUCAAAAUCUCACGAUACAUGGCCCCAUUCAUUCUUUCCUUUACACCAGGGGUGUCAAACUCAUUCCAUGGAGGGCCUAGUGUCUGCAGGUUUUUGGUUUUUCCUUUCAAUUAAGCCCUAGACAACCAGGUGUGGGGAGUUCUUUACUAAUUAGUGACCUUAAUUCAUCAAUCAAGGACAAGGGAGGAGUGAAAACCCGCAGCCACUAGGCCCUCCGUGGAAUGAGUUUGACACAUGUGCUUUACACGGAUCAGUCGUCCUGGUCCCUUUGCAGAAAAACAGCCCCAAAGCAUGAUGUUUCCACCCCCAUGCUUCACAGUAGGUAUGGUGUUAUUUGGAGGCAACUCAGCAUUCUUUGUCCUCCAAACACGACGAGUUGAGUUUUUACCAAAAAGUUCUAUUUUGGUUUCUUCUGACCAUAUGACAUUCUCCCAAUCCUCUUCUGAAUCAUCCAAAUGCACUCUAGCAAACUUCAGACGGGCCUGGACAUGUACUGGCUUAAGCAGGGGGACACUUCUGGCACUGUAGGAUUUGAGUCCCUGGCGGCGUAGUGUGUUACUGAUGGUAGGCUUUGUUACUUUGGUCCCAGCUAUCUGCAGGUCAUUCACUAGGUCCCCCCGUGUGGUUCUGGGAUUUUUGCUCACCGUUCUUGUGAUCAUUUUGACCCCACGGGGUGAGAUCUUGCGUGGAGCCCCAGAUCGAGGGAGAUUAUCAGUGGUCUUGUAUGUCUUCCAUUUCCUAAUAAUUGCUCCCACAGUUGAUUUCUUCAAACCAAGCUGCUUACCUAUUGCAGAUUCAGUCUUCCCAGCCUGGUGCAGGUCUACAAUUUUGUUUCUGGUGUCCUUUGACAGCUCUUUGGUCUUGGCCAUAGUGGAGUUUGGAGUGUGACUGUUUGAGGUUGUAGACAGGUGUCUUUUAUACUGAUAACAAGUUCAAACAGGUGCCAUUAAUACAGGUAACGAGUGGAGGACAGAGGAGCCUCUUAAAGAAGAAGUUACAGGUCUGUGAGAGCCAGAAAUCUUGCUUGUUUGUAGGUGACCAAAUACUUAUUUUCCACCAUAAUUUGCAAAUAAAUUCAUAAAAAAUCCUACAAUGUGAUUUUCUGGAGGAAAAAAAUCUCAAUUUGUCUGUCAUAGUUGACGUGGACCUAUGAUGAAAAUUACAGGCCUCUUUCAUCUUUUUAAGUGGGAGAACUUGCACAAUUGGUGGCUGACUAAAUACUUUUUUUCCCCACUGUAGGUACACUUCAACUGUGAGAGACAGAAUCUAAAACAAAAAUCCAGAAAAUCACGUAUGAUUUUUAAGUAAUUCAUUUGCAUUUUAUUGCAUGACAUAAGUACUUGAUACAUCAGAAAAGCAGAACUUAAUAUUUGGUACAGAAACCUUUGUUUGAAAUUACAGAGAUCAUAAGUAUUUGGUCACCUACAAACAAGUUUUGCCAUCUUGGCCAUAGAAAUAAAAUCACUUGGUCCAGCCUUUUUUUAUUUUGAGCUCAAUGGGAAACCUGGUAAAAUAGACAAAAUCCACACAUAAGCAGAUGUUUUGAUUGGCCCUCUGUGUGCAACGCAUUACAUCACUCAUUGUAUCCCCUUUAUCUCUCUCUCCCCUCCAGGCCUGUUGCCGUGGGUGAAGCUGAUAGACAACUUUGAUGCGGAGUACGAGUACGUGACCAACGAGGGCACGGUUUUCACCUUCAAGACCAACCUGGAGGCCCCGCGCUACCGCCUCAUCAACAUCAACUUCGCUCAGCCCGCCCAGGCCAACUGGAAGGAGCUUAUUCCCCAGCACGACAAGGACGUCAUCGGUAGGUCACAGACAGAAUGAAAAGAGAGUUUUACGCGCAUUAUAUGUACACUUUAUACAGGAGCUAGACAAAAAUAUCAACUAAAGUGGAAAAAGUCAUUUCCACCCACUGCAUGCUGCUCCCAACAAGUGAUCUUUAAAAGGCAACCUAAUCAAGAUAUUUUAGCCUCUUUGGGUCGCUUAAAGAGGUAUUGUUCAGCCAUAAACCGAGAGGAAGUUGUGUAUCUCUUUACUGGAAUUGUUGUAUGUUUUUCAGAAUCCGUUAAACAUUUAAUUGAAUUUGUAUGGCCUAAAGGUGAUUAUAGAUGCAGUUCAUUCGGAAAGUAUUCAGACCCCUUGACUUUAUCCACAGUUUAAGUUACAGCCUUAUUCUAAAAUGGAUUAAAUACAAAUUUUCCGACAUCAAUCUACACACAAUAUCACAAUGUCAAAGCGAAAAGAGGUUUUUAGAAAUUUUUGCAAAUGUAUUAAAAAUAAAAACCGAUACCUUAUCUACAUAAGUAUUCAGACAUUUGCUAUCAGACUCGAAAUUGAGGUCAGGUGCAUCCUGUUUCCAUUGAUCAUCCUUGAUGUUUCUACAACUUGAUUGGAGUCCACCUGUGGUAAAUUCAAUUGAUUGGACAUGAUUUGGAAAGGCACACACCUGUCUAUAUGAGGUCCCACUAUUGACAGUGCAUGUCAGAGCAAAAACCAAGCCAUGAGGUCGAAGGAAUUGUCUGUAUAGCUCCGAGACAGGAUCGCGUCAAGGAAAAGACCUGGGGAAGGGUACCAAAAAACCUCUGCAGCAUUGAAGGUCCCCAAGAACACAGUGGCCUCCGUCAUUCUUAAAUGGAAGAAGCUUGGAACCACCAAGACUCUUCCUAGAGCUGGCCGUCCGGCCAAAGUGAGCAAUCGGGUGAGAAGGGCCUUGGUCAGGGAGGUGACCAAGAACUCGAUGGCACUCUGACAGAGCUCCAGAAUUUCUCUAUGGAAAUGGGAGAACCUUCCAUAAGGACAACCAUCUCUGCAGCACUCCACCAAUCAGCCCUUUAUGGUAGAGUGGCCAGACGGAAGCCACUCCUCAGUAAAAGGCACAUGACCGCACACUUGGAGUUUGCCAAAAGGCACCUAAAGGGUGCCCCCCGAGUGGUGCAGCGGUCUAAGGCACUGCAUCGCAGUGCUUGAGGCGUCACUACAGAUCCAGGUUCGAUCACCAGGCUGUGUCGCAGCCGGCCGCGACCGGGAGACCCAUGAGGCGGCGCACAAUUGGCCCAGCGUCGUCCGGGUUAGGGGAGAGUUUGGUUGGCAGGGAUGUCCUUGUCCCAUCGCGCUCUAGCGACUCCUUGUGGUGGGCCGGGCGAAUGCACGCUGACUCCGGUCGCCAGUUGUACAGUGUUUCCUCCGGCUGACUUCCGGGUUAAGCGGGCAGUGUGUCAAGAAGCAGUGCGGAUUGGCAGGGUCGUGUUUCGGAGGGUGCAUGGCUCUCGCCUUUCGCCUCUCCCGAGUCCGUACAGGAGUUGCAGCGAUGGGACAAGACUACCUACCAAUUGGAUAUCACGAAAAAGGGGUACAAAAAUAAAAUUUUAAAAAAGGCACCUAAAGAACUCUCAGCCCAUGAGAAACAAGGUUCUCUAGUCUGAUGAAACAAGGAUUGAACUCUUUGGCCUGAAUGCCAUGCGUCACGUCUGGAGGAAACCAGGCACCGCUCAUCACCUGGUCAAUACCAUCCCUACGGUGUAGCAUGGUGGUGGCAGCAUCAUGCUGUGGGGAUGUUUUUCAGCGACAGGGACUGGGAGACUAGUCAGGAUCGAGGGAAAGAUUAACUGCGCAAAGUACAGAGAUCCUUGAUGAAAACCUGCUACAGAGUGCUCAGGCCCUCAGACUGGGGCGAAGGUUCACCUUCCAACAGAACAACGACAUUAAGCACACAGCCAAGACAACGCAGGAGUAGCUUAGGGACAAAUCUCAAUGUCAUUGAGUGGCCCAGCCAAAGCCCGGAUUUAAACCUGAUCGAACAUCUCUGGAGAGACCCGAAAUGUAGCUGUGCAGCGACGCUCCCCAUCCAUCCUGACAGCACUUGAGAGGAUCUGCAGAGAAGAAUGGGAGAAACUCCCCAAAUACAGGUGUGCCAAGCUUGAGGCAUCAUACCCAAGAAGACUCGAGGCUGUAAUCGCUGCCAAAGGUGCUUCAACAAAGUACUGGGUAAAGGGUCUGAAUACUUAUAUAAAUGUGAUAUUUCCGUUUUUUUAUUUGUAAUAAAUUUGCAAAGAUUUAUAAAAACCUGUUUUUGCUUCGUCUUUAUGGGGUAUUGUCUGUAGAUUGAGGAAAAAAACAAUUUUAAUCAAUUUUAGAAUAAGGCUGCAUCAAAAUGUGAAAAAAGUCAAGGGGUCUGAAUAUUUUCCGAAUGCACUGUAAAUGUGCCCAUUUGGGGAUCUGAUAGUAUUUCUGAUUGGCUUAACGCAUCACCACUAAUGAGCGGUUUAGCUUCUCAAAGUAAUGUUUUCUUCACCUCAAACAGCAAGCAAACAAAGUCUGUUUUUACAUCCGUUGAGAAUGACAAUAGUUCCUCAAUGUAUUUGAAAAAUCUUUCCAACUCUCUCCCUUUCGAUAACCACUCGGCGUGAUAGGAAAAAUGUAAUACUCUGAUCCAGUGGAAAUUUGAUAAAAUCGGCCUGCCUGAUUACUUGACUUGGACUGAAAUAGGUUAUGGUACUCAUUUUGGGUGCUGGUACUGUUUAUAUUUAGGUGCAGGAGCUCCACAAUACUUUUGAUUCAAUAUUCUAUAAGAGGAACAGGAGCUCAAGCAGUAGAAAUUGAGGUGCCAGUACUCUGCUCCGGUGAGCUUCUGUCAAAGUCAAGCACUGCUUCUUAUCCCUUGUGCAAAUGGCCUACAGCUGUGUCUGUCCCGAGCUCACUGGUGCAGGAAACUGAGGGGCCAGAAUAUUUUAUACAAUGUUGCAAGUUCGCUAGCACAAGCUUCGGGCUGGACCCAAGUUAAUAGUUGAUACAAUGUUUCAAGUUCAUUGCAGACAGGCCAUGUGUAGCCAAUGUGGUUUAUAGGAAGAAAAUAAAUCUGGAUAUUUUCUACUUGCAGGCUGCAAUGUUUUUAAAUUUGUUGGCUUUAUUUAGGCUAUUUUUACAUAGUUGGCAGUAGAAGUUUUUAGGUUUGUAUAAUUUUCAUUUAGAUUUAAAUCGAAUUUUGAUUAACCACAUGACAAUGAUUUUGAGAUAUGAAGACGUUUUUAUAAAUGAAAUGAAACUGUUCCACGAAAAUGUGCCUAUGAAAACCAUAACUGGCAGGCAGAUCGGUAGAAAUGGUAAGAUAAAUUGGUAUUUCACAUGAGAAAGGUUGCCGAGUAAUGGCAGAAUCUGCGAAAGGCAGCAGGAGGAGAAUGGUUGGGUCAGGUAAAGUUUUUUUUUUUUCUUCUGGUUAUCUAGAUCGCUGGAUCCCUCUUGAGUCAUUUGUCUUAUUUCAUCAAACCGUAAGCUUAAAUCAUCAGACAAGUUCAAUGCAUAUAUUUUAUUAAAACACCUUAAGUGUGUCUAUAUAUGGAAAAAUACACGUUUAAACAUUCCUGGGAUCUGCAGUGCUUUAACCAUGAAUUAUUUCCCCCUCUCUCUGGAUCUUUACCUUCAUCUUCUUUAUUUCCAGUAAGCACCAGAUGUUCGUGUAUAUUGAGUAGGGAUUCACUCAACAACUUGUUCUCUUUUUUAAAGUUGAUUAACAUCAGCUUUGAUAACAUUGACUGUACCCUUCAGCUUUUUAGUUUCUUUUUCCAGUGUCACAGCUUUCUCAUCACUCAUUUCAAGGCUCACCUUCAUCUCAUGUAUAUCUUUACAGACUAACUCAAGUACGCCUAAUUUAUAGAUUUUAGCAGUUCGGUUUCCACGCUUACCGUACAGGGUGGUGAAAAUAGGUCAUCCAUGUCAGUCAGUCUCUUAUCAUAUCUUUUAGAGGUUAGUUCUCCAUUCUUUCCGUGUUUACCCUCCACCAUGUUUUUGUUUUGACUGCGUUGGUAGUGUUCGUCUAUAAAAUGCUCUAGCCUUACAAGUUGUCUUGAGUUAUUAUCCAGUUUUGAUGUUGUUGCCCACGAGUGAGCAGAUCAGCGUAAAAGUACUAUUAUUUUGUCAGUUUUAGGGAGAUUAAUUUCUACGCUUUUUCACGAGGCAUUCACAAGGCAUUCUGCACCGCCAUCUUCAGUCCGCCAUAUUUCCUAUCAAGGUGUUUUCCAUGUUAGUAAAGACAAUAUUAAAUUGAGAAUAGUCUGAUAGAUGAAAAUAUGAUCACUUGAUGAGAGAACAGCGUGUGCAGCCUGAGGGGCAAGGAACAGAGGGCAAGCUUUUUUGGCGACUUUCUCAAAUAUAGUAUGUAGUCUCAUCAUACAGCCCAUAUGUUUUGAUUUCUAAGGUUUGUAUCAUUCACAACUAAAGUUGCCAAAUAACUCUAAAUCUAGCGUAUAGGACCCGUUUCAAAUUAACAUAUUUAUGCUCAACAUAGCCACUUCAUAUGUGCGCGAAGUCGCUCUGGAAUGGGCAAAAUAUCCUUUCUAUUUUAUUAAGCUUAGUUAAAAUAUCCUUUUCUUACUAUAAAAUAUCUACAGUGAGGGAAAAAAGUAUUUGAUCCCCUGCUGAUUUUGUACGUUUGCCAACUGACAAAGAAAUGAUCAGUCUAUAAUUUUAAUGGUAGGUUUAUUUGAACAGUGAGAGACUAACAACAAAAAAAUCCAGAAAAACGCAUGUCAAAAAUGUUAUCAAUUGAUUUGCAUUUUAAUAAGGGAAAUAAGUAUUUGACCCCUCUGUAAAACAUGACUUAGUACUUGGUGGCAAAACCCUUGUUGGCAAUCAGAGGUCAGACGUUUCUUGUAGUUGGCCACCAGGUUUGCACACAUCUCAGGAGGGAUUUUGUUCCACUCCUCUUUGCAGAUCUUCUCCAAGUCAUUAAGGUUUCGAGGCUGACGUUCGGCAACUCGAACCUUCAGCUCCCUCCACAUAUUUUCUAUGGGAUUAAGUUCUGGAGACUGGCUAGGCCACUCCAGGACCUUAAUGUGCUUCUUCUUGAGCCACUCCUUUGUUGCCUUGGCCGUGUGUUUUGGGUCAUUGUCAUGCUGGAAUACCCAUCCACGACCCAUUUUCAAUGCCCUGGCUGAGGGAAGGAGGUUCUCACCCAAGAUUUGACGGUACAUGGCCCCGUCCAUCGUACCUUUGAUGUGGUGAAGUUGUCCUGUCCCCUUAGCAGAAAAACACCCCCAAAGCAUAAUGUUUCCACCUCCAUGUUUGACGGUGGGGAUGGUGUUCUUGGGGUCAUAGGCAGCAUUCCUCCUCCUCCAAACACAGCGAGUUGAGUUGAUGCCAAAGAGCUCGAUUUUGGUCUCAUCUGACCACAACACUUUCACCCAGUUCUCCUCUGAAUCAUUCAACUCCUCUAAAUCAUUUCAGUCCUUCACGGCGUAGUGUGUUACCAAUUAUUUUCUAUGGUCCCAGCUGCCUUGAGAUCAUUGACAAGAUCCUCCCGUGUAGUUCUGGGUUGAUUCCUCACUGUUCUCAUGACCAUUGCAACUCCACGAGGUGAUAUCUUGCAUGGAGCCCCAGGCCGAGGGAGAUUGACAGUAAUUUUGUGUUUCUUCCAUUUGCGAAUAAUCGCACCAACUGUUGUCACCUUCUCACCAAGCUGCUUGGCGAUGGUCUUUUAGCCCAUUCCAGCCUUGUGUAGCUCUACAAUCUUGUCCCUGACAUCCUUGGAGAGCACUUUGGCCUUGGCCAUGGUGGAGAGUUUGGAAUCUGAUUGAUUGCUUCUGUGGACAGGUGUCUUUUAUACAGGUAAACUGAGAUUAGGAGCACUCCCUUUAAGAGUGUGCUCCUAAUCUCAGCUCAUUACCUGUAUACAAGACACCUGGGAGCCAGACAUUUUUCUGAUUGAGAGGGGGUCAUACUUAUUUCCCUCAUUAAAAUGCUAAUACAUUUAUAACAUUUUUGACAUGCGUUUUUCUGGAUUUUUUUGUUGUUAUUCUGUCUCUCACUGUUCAAAUAAACCUACCAUUAAAAGUAUAGGCUGAUCAUUUCUUUGUCAGUGGGCAAACAUACAAAAUCAGCAGGGGAUCAAAUACUUUUUUCCCUCACUGUAAUAUAAAAUAAUGGAAUGGGAUUUAUACGCAUAUCAUGUCUGCUAAAUUAAUAAGCCUACGCCUAUGGCAUAGCCAGAUAACAACAUAUUGAAGGCUAACUCAUAUUCUGUUCUUCUGAAAUGCAUUUUCUUUAUAUCAUAAUGUUUCUUUAGACCUGCCUAAAAUACAUUACGAUUUAUUGUGAUGGUGUAUAUUCAAUUGAUUUAUUAGACUUUGUUAAUUAACGGUCAAUUACUGUGAGACCGGCAGUCUUUUACAUGACAAUAAUGUGACCCUGUGUGCUAGCUAGUUAGUUAGCUAACCCAGGGCUUCCCAAACUCGGUCCUGGUGCACGUUUUGUUUUUUGCCCUAGCACUACAUAGCUGAUUCAAAUAACCAACUCAUCAGCAAGCUUUGAUGUUUUGAAUCACCUGUGUAGUGCUAGGGCAAAAACCAAAACGUGCAUCCAGGGGGGACCCCAGGACCGAGGGCCAGUGAGAAAAGUUAACGUUGGACUGACUGAAUAAAGUCGAUCUCAUAUCCUUUCCAUUCAUAAAUCAUACAACGUAGUUAUAUGUCCAUGGUAUCGCAUCGGGACAAGUAAACUAAAGAUCUCAUUUUUAUUUUCGAUAUGAAGUCCGUCAGGACUUGCCAGACAGUGAUUUUAAAGUGAGUGACUCGUCCGUAGCCUACCGAAUUGCAUCGGUAAGAGAGCUGUAGGCUUUUUGCCAAUUAUCUGCACAUAAAUUAUGAAAACAUUUGAUUAUGAUGGUGAAUCCUCCUCACUGCAGGAACAAUAUGUAGGCUGGUGGAGCGAGAGCCUCACUCUGGUCCAAAAUAUAAUACAAUAAAAAAUGAUUAAUUGUUUUAAAAGCUAAUGAUACUUAUAUGGUAUUUUCAAAGAUAUUGAUGUAGGUCUACUGAUUUUAAUGAACAGGUUGACAAUAAGAGUAGUCAACUGCUGCUUUCUGUGUAGCAAAGCCCAUGUUUAACACCUGCUUUUUUUUUUAUCAUACCUGUAUUGCAGAUAGCUGAGAAAAUGCCUGAAGGCCCAGUGCAGUCAAUUAAGUUUUUCCAGUGUUUUAUAUCAUAUUGUACAACAGCUGAUGAAACUAACACUGUAAAAGUGUAAUCAGUGUUAUUUCCUUAAAAUACAAUCUAGCAUUUGAAUGUACCAGAGGCCACCAAAAUAGUGCUUGUUCUGCAACAACAACAAAUGGCGGGGGGAGCCAGGCUGGCUACUUUUUCUAUUUGUGGAAAACACUGUCAAUGUCAUGGAAAUAAUAAAAUCAUUGCAAUGGAUGACUUAUUAUUUAGAGAUCUUACAUUUAAUAAACCAAUCUUGACAUGGAUACCUGCCUGAUUGACCGAAGUAUUCAGAUGAGUUAAAGGAACAUAAAUUAGGUUACUUACAUUAACCGCACUACGGGACAUAGUAUGCUUUCCAUGUCCUCUGUUGCUAAUUAUGACCGGGAGGACUGGAGCACUACCAGAACCAGACAGCCAGUCUAUUGGUUUUGAUCAGGUCCUCGGUAAAUAACUGCCAUAUACUGUCUAGGAGUACUCUGUUAUCCACAUGAUCAUGGUUUUUAAACUUUUCGAUUGUUUGACUUACCCUUCUUCAUGCGCUCUCUCUCCCAUUCCCUCCCUCUCCCUCCAGUGUUUGCCACCUGUACCUACUCCAGCCUCCUGUUCGUGUGUUUCCUGCACGAUGUAAAAAACGUCCUUAAGAUGUACCGUCUGAGCUCGGGGGAGGAGCUCAGGACCUUCCCCCUGGACGUGGGCUCUGUUGUGGGCUUCACCGGACGCAAGAGGGACUCUGAGAUCUUCUACUACUUCACCUCCUUCCUCUCGCCAGGUAGGCUAUCAUAAACCAGGGCUCAAAACUGUGACCCAAGCACUCACAUUUGCGACCUUUUGACUUGGCAGUGCGACACCGAUUCUUAAUUGGUCGCUAGGGUGCCAGUGGAAAAAAAUUGUUUUUGUUCAUGUUAGUUUUUGGUUCACAAUGUGCUUUUUUUCAUUAUCAAGAUUUAUUCAAACAGCAAUGGGUAUGCAACAAUGGAUAUGCAGACCAGGUAGCCUAUUUAAAAAGUUUGUUCAGAAGUCUUGGUUGAAUCUUUGCGAUGCGCAAUUGUCAUCAUGCUCUGUUUGAAUGAACAUUUCUAAAGGCUUUCCCAAAAAACCUUCUCAAUUAAAUGUUGACUAAAGAGUAGGCCUACCUGGCAGAAUGAUAUCAUUCGCAUCAAUGACAGGGCAUUUGUUUUGCCAACUCUGCCAUCACAUGUAGCUUACACUGUACAGUACAAAAACACCGCUAGCCUAACACAACGUGUUCUUGCUUAGGUGUACAAUUGAAUAAAGGACCCUCCUGCCCAAAAAUGUUUUGAUUGUUCCCAGGACUCAAAAGUGCUCUCCUGAUGUGGUUUAACCCUUGGCCUACAAUAGCCGCACCCCCAUGGAAAUCGAAUUAACAUAAUAAUUAACAUCCCCAUCAAAGUCCGUCUGUUUAAGCUAGAUAUUCAGUGCCUUGCAAAAGUAUUCAUCCCCUUGGCGGUUUUCCUAUUUUGUUGCAUUACAACCUGUAAUUUAAAUGGAUUUUUAUUUGGAUUUCAUUUAAUGGACAUACACAAAAUAGUCCAAAUUGGUGAAGUGAAAUGAAAAAAAUGACUUGUUUCAAAAAAUUCUAAAAAAUUAAUAACGGAAAAGUGGUGUGUGCAUAUGUAUUCACCCCCUUUGCUAUGAAGCCCCUAAUAAGAUCUGGUGCAACCAAUUACCUUCAGAAGUCACAUAAUUAGUUAGAUUGCACACAGGUGGACUUUAUUUCAGUGUCACGUGAUCUGUCACAUGAUCUCAGUAUAUAUACACCUGUUCUGAAAGGCCCCAGAGUCUGCAACACCACUAAGCAAGGGGCACCACCAAGCAAGCGGCACCAUGAACAAACAUUUUUUUUUUAUGUUGUUCAUCAAAUGAAGACCAAGGAGCGCUCCAAACAGGUCAGGGACAAAGUUGUGGAGAAGUACAGAUGAGGGUUGGGAUAUAUAAAAAUAUCAAACUUUGAACAUCCCACGGAGCACCAUUUUCUAAAUCCAUUAUUAAAAAAUGGAAAGAAUAUGGCACCACAACAAACCUUCCAAGAGAGGGCUGCCCACCAAAACUCACGGACAAGGCAAGGAGGGCAUUAAUCAGAGGCAACAGAGACCAAAGAUAACCCUGAAGGAGCUGCAAAGCUCCACAGCGGAGAUUGGAGUAUCUGUCCAUAGGACCACUUUAAGCCGUACUCUCCACAGAGCUGGGCUUUACGGGAGAGUGGCCAGAAAAAAGCCAUUGCUUAAUGAAAAAAAUAAGCAACCACGUUUGGUGUUUGCCAAAAGCCAUGUGGGAGACUCCCCAAACAUAUGGAAAAGGGUACUCUGGUCAGAUGAGAUAAAAUUGAGCUUUUUGGCCAUUAAGAAAAACGCAAUGUCUGGCGCAAACCCAACAGCUCUCAUCACCCCGAGGACACCAUCCCCACAGUGAAGCAUGGUGGUGGCAGCAUCAUGCUGUGGGGAUGUUUUUCAUCGGCAGGGACUGGGAAACUGGUCAGAAUUGAAGGAAUGAUGGCUGGCGUUAAAUACAGGAAAAUUAUUGAGGGAAACCUGUUUCAGUCUUCCAGAGAUUUGAGACUGGGACGGAGGUUCACCUUCCAGAAGGACAAUGACCCUAAGCAUACUGCUAAAGCAACACUCGAGUGGUUUAAGGGGAAACAUUGAAAUGUCUUGGAAUGGCCUAGUCAAAGCCCAGACCUAUGUGGUAUGACUUAAAGAUUGCUGUACACCAGCGGAACCCAUCCAACUUGAAAUACUUCAAAUCCCAGAGGCUAGAUGUGCCAAGCUUAUAGAGACCUACCCCAAGAGACUUGCAGCUGUAAUUGCGGGGGGGGGGGGGGGGGGGGGGGGGGGAGAGACUUGCAGCUGUAAUUGCGGGGGGGAGGGGGGUGAAUAAUUAUGCACACUCAAGUUUUCUGUUUUUUUGUCUUAUUUUUUGUUUGUUUCACACAAAACAUUUUUUUUUGCAUAUUCAAAGUGAUAGGCACGUUGUGUAAAUCAAAUGAUACAAUCCCCCAAAAAAUCAAUUUUAAUUCCAGGUUGUAAGGCAACAAAAUUGGAAAAAUGCCAAGGGGGAUGAAUACUUUCGCAAGCCACUGUAUGUGUUUUUUUGCACGGGCUGCGUCUCAAUCCAUCGCAUCCGCCGAUAUCGCCCUUCUGCAUCUGCGGUGAAAGGUGGCAGAGAGAGAGCGGUGUUUGUCAGACCAUGAGACAUCCCGGGAAAAUCAGUCUUCUCACAAAAACGUCUGUAGCGUCCAAACGGUUUAGCCUAUAAAACUAUUAUGACCACUCUAUUGAAAGCUGAAAGUCACGAACACAAUGGUUUUCUCCCUUUUGCAUGAAUGGAACUACGGUGCAUUCGGAAAUUAUUCAGACCACUUCACUUAUUCCACAUUUUGUUAACAGCUUUAAUUUAAAAUUGAUUAAAUGUUUUUUUCCCCUAAUCAAUCUACACACAAUACCCCAUAAUGACAAAACAAAAACUGUUUUUUAGAUCUUUUGCAAGUGUGUGUGUGUGUGUGUAUGUAUGUAUGUAUGUAUGUAUGUAUGUAUGUAUAUAUAUAUAUAUAUAUAUAUAUAUAUAUAUAUAUAUAUAUAUAUAUAUAUAUAUUGCUCAAAAAAAUAAAGGGAACACUAAAAUAACACAUCCUAGAUCUGAAUGAAUGAAAUAAUCUUAUUAAAUACUUUUUUCUUUACAUAGUUGAAUGUGCUGACAACAAAAUUAUCAAUGGAAAUCAAAUGUAUCAACCCAUGGAGGUCUGGAUUUGGAGUCACCCUCAAAAUUAAAGUGGAAAACCACACUACAGGCUGGUCCAACUUUGAUGUAAUGUCCUUAAAACAAGUCAAAAUGAGGCUCAGUAGUGUGUGUGGCCUCCACGUGCCUGUAUGACCUCCCUACAACGCCUGGGCAUGCUCCUGAUGAGGUGGUGGAUGGUCUCCUGAGGGAUCUCCUCCCAGACCUGGACUAAAGCAUCCGCCAACUCCUGGACAGUCUGUGGUGCAAUGUGGCGUUGCUGGAUGAAGCGAGACAUGAUGUCCCAGAUGUGCUCAAUUGGAUUCAGGUCUGGGGAACGGGCGGGCCAGUCCAUAGCAUCAAUGCCUUCCUCUUGCAGGAACUGCUGACACACUGCAGCCACAUGAGGUCUAGCAUUGUCUUGCAUUAGGAGGAACCCAGGGCCAACCGCACCAGCAUAUGGUCUCACAAGGGGUCUGAGGAUCUCAUCUCGGUACCUAAUGGCAGUCAGGCUACCUCUGGCGAGCACAUGGAGGGCUGUGCGGCCCCCCAAAGAAAUGCCACCCCACACCAUGACUGACCCACCGCCAAACCGAUCAUGCUGGAGGAUGUUGCAGGCAGCAGAACGUUCUCCACGGCGACUCCAGACUGUCACGUGCUCAGUGUGAACCUGCUUUCAUCUGUGAAGAGCACAGGGCGCCAGUGGCGAAUUUGCCAAUCUUGAUGUUCUCUGGCAAAUGCCAAAAGUCCUGCACGGUGUUGGGCUGUAAGCACAACCCCCACCUGUGGACGUCGGGCCCUCAUGGAGUCUGUUUCUGACCGUUUGAGCAGACACAUGCACAUUUGUGGCCUGCUGGAGGUCAUUUUACAGGGCUCUGGCAGUGCUGCUCCUGCUCCUCCUUGCACAAAGGCGGAGGUAGCAGUCCUGCUGCUGGGUUGUUGCCCUCCUACGGCCUCCUCCACGUCUCCUGAUGUACUGGCCUGUCUCCUGGUAGCGCCUCCAUGCUCUGGACACUACGCUGACAGACACAGCAAACCUUCUUGCCACAGCUUGCAUUGAUGUGCCAUCCUGGAUGAGCCGCACUAUCUGAGCCACUUGUGUGGUUUGUAGACUCCGUCUCAUGCUACCACUAGAGUGAAAGCACCGCCAGCAUUCAAAUGUGACCAAAACAUCAGCCAGAAAGCAUAGGAACUGAGAAGUGGUCUGUGGUCACCUGUAAAACCAGUCCUUUAUUGGGGGUGUCUUGCUAAUUGCCUAUAAUUUCCACCUGUUGUCUAUUCCAUUUGCACAACAGCAUGUGAAAUUUAUUGUCAAUCAGUUUUGCUUCCUAAGUGGACAGUUUGAUUUCACAGAAGUGUGAUUGACUUGGAGUUACAUUGUGUUGUUUAAGUGUUCCCUUUAUUUUUUUGAGCAGUAUAUGUAUGUGUGUGUGUAUGUGUGUAUGUGUGUGUAUAUAUAUAUACACACACACACACACAGUGGGAAGAACAAGUAUUUGAUACACUGCCGAUUUUGCAGGUUUUCCUACUUACAAAGCAUGUAGAGGUCUGUAAUUUUUAUCAUAGGUACACUUCAACUGUGAGAGACGGAAUCUAAAACAAAAAUCCAGAAAAUCACAUUGUAUGAUUUUUAAGUAAUUAAUUAGCAUUUUAUUGCAUGACAGAAGUAUUUGAUCACCUACCAACCAGUAAGAAUUCCGGCUCUCAUAGACCUGUUAGUUUUUCUUUAAGAAGCCCUCCUGUUCUCCACUCAUUACCUGUGUUAACUGCACCUGUUUGAACUCGUUACCUGAAUAAAAAAGCACCUGUCCACACACUCAAUCAAACAGACUCCAACCUCUCCACAAUGGCCAAGACCAGAGAGCUGUGUAAGGACAUCCGGGAUAAAAUUGUAGACCUGCACAAGGCUGGGAUGGGCUACAGGACAAUAGGCAAGCAGCUUGGUGAGAAGGCAACAACUGUUGGCGCAAAUAUUAGAAAAUGGAUAGAAGUUCAAGAUGACGGUCAAUCAACCUCGGUCUGGGGCUCCAUGCAAGAUCUCACCUCAUGGGGCAUCAAUGAUCAUGAGGAAGGUGAGGGAUCAGCCCAGAACUACACGGCAGGACCUGGUCAAUGACCUGAAGAGAGCUGGGACCACAGUCUCAAAGAAAACCAUUAGUAACACACUACGCUGUCAUGGAUUAAAAUCCUGCAGCGCACGCAAGGUCCCCCUGCUCAAGCCAGCGCAUGUCCAGGCCCAUCUGAAGUUUGCCAAUGACCAUCUGGAUGAUCCAGAGGAGGAAUGGGAGAAGGUCAAGUGGUCUGAUGAGACAAAAAUAAAGCUUUUUGGUCUAAACUCCACUCGCCGUGUUUGGAGGAAGAAGGAGGAUGAGUAUAACCACAAGAACACCAUCCCAACCGUGAAGCAUGGAGGUGGAAAAAUCAUUCUUUGGGGAUGCUUUUCUGCAAAGGGGACAGGACGACUGCACCGUAUUGAGGGGAGGAUGGAAGGGGCCAUGUAUCUCGAGAUCUUGGCCAACAACCUCCUUCCCUCAGUAAGAGCAUUGAAGAUGGGUCGUGGCUGGGUCUUCCAGCAUGGCAACGACAGGAAACACACAGCCAGGGCAACUAAGGAGUGGCUCCGUAAGAAGCAUCUCAAGGUCCUGGAGUGGCCUAGCCAGUCUCCAGACCUGAACCCAAUAGAAAAUCUUUGGAGGGAUCUGAAAAUCCGUAUUGCCCAGCGACAGCCCCGAAACCUGAAGGAUCUGGAGAUGGUUUGUAUGGAGGAGUGGGCCAAAAUCCCUGCUGCAGUGUGCGCAAACCUGGUCAAGACCUACAGGAAACGUAUGAUCUCUGUAAUUGCAAACAAAGGUUUCUGUACCAAAUAUUAAGUUCUGCUUUUCUGAUGUAUCAAAUACUUGUCAUGCAAUAAAAUGCAAAUUACUUACUUAAAAAUCAUACAAUUUGAUUUUCUGGAUUUUUGUUUUAGAUUCCGUCUCUCACAGUUGAAGUGUACCUAUGAUAAAAAUUACAGACCUCUACAUGCUUUGUAAGUAGGAAAACCUGCAAAAUCGGCAGUGUAUCAAAUACUUGUUCUCCUCACUGUGUGUGUGUGUGUGUGUGUGUGUGUGUGUGUAUAUAUAUAUAUAUCACAUUAUUCAUAAGUAUUCAGACCCUUUACUCAGUACUUUGUUGAAGCAUCUUUGGCAGAGACUACAGUCUCGAGUUCUUGGGUAUGAUGCUACAAGCUUGGCACACCUGUAUUUGGGGAGUUUCUCCCAUUCUUCUCUGCAGAUCCUCUCAAGCUCUGUCAGGUUGGAUGGGGAGCAUUGCUGCACAGCAAUUUUCAGGUCUCUCCAGAGAUGUUCAAUCGUGUUCAAGUCCGGACUCUGGCUGGGCCACUCAAGACAUUCAGAGACUUGUCCCUAAGCCACUCCUGCAUUGUCUUGGCUGUGUGCUUAGGGUCGUUUUCCUGUUGGAAGGUGAACCUUCGCCCCAGUCUGAGGUCACGAGUGCUCUCGAGCAGGUUUUCAUCAAGGGUCUCUCUGUACUUUGCUACGUUCAUUUUUCCCUCGUUCGUGACUAGUCUCACAGUCCCUGCCACUGAAAAACAUCCCCACAGCAUGAUGCUGCCACCACCAUGCUUCACCGUAGAGUUGGUGCCAGGUUUCCUCCAGACGUGACUUUGGCAUUCAGGCCAAAGAGUUCAAUCUUGGUUUCAUCAGACCAGAGAAUCUUGUUUCUCAUGGUCAGUGUCCUUUAGGUGCCUUUUGGCAAACUCCAAGCGGGCUAUCAUGUGCCCUUUACUGAGGAGUGGCUUCCGUGUGGCCACUCUAACAUAAAGGCCUGAUUGGUGUAGUGCUGCAGAGAUGGUUGUCCUUCUGGAAGGAUCUCCCAUCCCUACAGAGCUCUGUCAGAGUGACCAUCGGGUUCUUGGGCACCUCCCUGACCAAGGCCCUUCUCCCCCGAUUGCUCAGUUUGGAUGGGCGGCCAGCUCUAGGAAGAGUCUUGGUGUUUCCAAACGUCUUCCAUUUAAGAAUGAUGGAGGCCACUGUGUUCUUUGGAACCUCCAAUGCUGCAUAAAGGUUUUGGUACCCUUCCCCAGAUCUGUGCCUCGACACAACUUUGUCUCUGAGCUCUACAGACAAUUCCUUCAACCUCAUGGUUUGUUUUUUGCUCUGACAUGCACUGUCAACUGUGGGACCUUUAUAUAGACUGCUGUGUGCCUUUCCAAAUCAUGUCCAAUCAGUUGAAUUUACAACAGGUGUACUCAAAUCAAGUUGUAGAAACAUCUCAAGGAUGAUCAAUGGAAACAGGUUGCACCUGAGCUCAAUUUCGAGUCUCAUAGCAAAAGGUCUGAAUACUUAUGCAAAUAAGGUAUUUCUGUUAUUUUUAAUAAAUUAGCAAACAUUUCUAAAAACCUGUUUUCAUUUAGUCAUUAUGGGGAAUUUCGUGUAGAUAAAAAAAUUAAAUAAUCUAUUUUAGAAUAAGGCUGUAACGUAACAAAAUGUGGGAAAAGUCAAGGGGUUCGAAUGCACUGUAUAUAUGGAGAUGGUUUAGUGCCUAAAAUAAGGGGAUAAAUACAUGUACAAAAAAAUAUAUACUGGAAAUUAUCUCUGAUAUAGGACAGACACUUUAGAACAAACUUCCAUCUUAUAACAAUUCCAUAUGUUAGCUUAGAAGCCCCCCCCUCCCCCGGUUUAGACAGGGCCUAGACUCUAGAGGGUUAAGUGUUGUUGUGGACUUCGAACAUCCAAUAUUUGUAGUUUUUCUAUAAAGAAAAGUGUGAUUUUGAGAGUGAAAACCUGAAAGAAACUCAGAAACCUGGAAAAACAUAACCAGGAAAUCUGAAUUUACCAAAAGAUAAAACUGCUUUUAUAAGGGCACUACAACUGUAGUGACUGUUCAGAAUCGUUAACAAUAACACCCUUUUUCAGAUUGCGUAAAGGUUUUAUUUAUUUAUAAAGAUUUUUAGCCUGGUUCGGAAGGAAUCCAGGUACAUUAUGGGACACAGUUCAGGACAUUAUCACUGUGCAGCGGCGCAAAAUUGGUGCGACCAAACCAUAUGCUGAAAAAGUUGGUGCCACCAGUGAAUCAGACACACAGAAAAAAAUAUACACACACACAUUCUGUGGUGGGCUUCAGCAGAUGCAAGAGGGACUCUGAGAUCUUCUACUACUUCACCUCCUUCCUCUCACGACGUAGGCUAUCAUAUUACACACAUUCUGAGUUAGAGACUGAUACACAUGCAUACAGAUGUUCUACUACUUCACCUCUUUCCUCUUGCCAGAUACACACACACACACACACACACACACACACACACAAACACAAACACACUUUCUACUAUUUCACCCCUUUCCUCUCUCUUGUCUCUUGUAAUGUACGAAUGUAAUUCAGACUUGUGGAAUUUCUACAAAUAUACGGAAUUGAAAAAUUAAAAAUGACCUGUACCCCGCUCUCUUUCGUCCAGCCAUCAUCUAUCACUGUGACCUGACCAAGGAGCCCCUGCAGCCCCACGUGUUCCGGGAGGUCACCGUCAAGGGCUUUGACCCCUCUGACUACCAGACCACUCAGGUGAGAUACCUACAAUAUUACAUGUACAUGAUGACCUUUCAAAGGAUGGUAUGCUUUUCCAUACUGUACAAAUUAAAAAGAAAGUCACACACUCAUCUCUCCUUGCUGUGGAUUUAUUUGACCAACAUUUCGGCUAAAGAUUAAACGUUGGUCAAAUCUAUCCACAGGAAGGGGAGAUGAUUGUAACUUUUUCAUAUGCGUAGUGUAUUUUCUGUUAGUUAGCACCUCACCUAAAGGGUGUGUUCUUUAUUUUAUUUACUUCAUGCUUUUCUAUACUAACACAAAUCACCAGAAUUGACUGAUUCGAUGUGUGUGUUUUGUCACUUCAACAAACCUCUGUGUAAAUACGGAGUGUACUAAACAUUAGGAACACCCAAUAUUGAGUUGCACCCCAUUUUGCCCUCAGAACAGCCUCAAUACGUCGAGGCAUGGACUACAAGGUGUUGAAAGCAUUCCACAGGGAUGCUGGCCCAUGUUGACUCCAAUGCUUCCCACAGUUGUGUCAAGUUAGCUGGAUGUCCUUUGGGGGGUUGACCAUUCUUGAUACGCACGGGAAACUGUUGAGCGUGAAAAACCCAGCAGCGUUGCAGUUCUUGACACCCUCAAACUGCCCAUUCACCCUCUGAAUGGCACACAAUAACAAUCCAUGUCUCAAAGCUUAAAAAUCCUUAUUUUACCUUUCUCCUACCCUUCAUCUACACUGAUUGAAGUGGAUUUAACAAGUGACAUCAAUAAGGGAUCAUAGCUAUCACCUGGAUUCACCUGGUCAGUCUGUCAUGGAAAGAGCAUGUUUUCUGCACUCAGUGUGUAUUUGUGUCUCCAGGUAUUCUACCCCAGUAAGGAUGGCACUGAGAUCCCCAUGUUUAUCGUCCAUAAGAAGGGCCUGAAGUUGGACGGCUCUCACCCUGCCUUCCUCUACGGCUACGGAGGGUUCAACAUCUCCAUCACUCCCAGCUACAGGUAAAACCACAAGUCACACUGCUAGCUACAAGUACAACCACAAGUCAUACCAGUGUUUUCCAUAAGCGCUGUCCUUCGGCUAAAUAGACGAUAACAGACUCAUUGCUCUGCUGGCUACUUUUUCCACUUCGUUAAGGUGGUCACACCAAAAUAUGUUUAAAAACAAUUGAUAAAAUAUGUAAUUUGGCCUUUAUUACUAUAUUCCUUAGAAAUGCAUUGAAUAACACAUUCAUAAAUGUAAACAGUUCCCAAAAAAAUCAAUAAGGUUUUAAAGUGUCUGUCCUAUAUCUAGGAGUGAUAUAUGACCAAGCACCUCUUUUCGGUCUCAUGUAGCAACAUUUGAAAUGAUGGCCUCUGCAUGCCUCUGGAGGCUCCGCAAUUACGUCACACCCUCCAUACGGAGCCUCCGACCACAUUUUCAGAUCAAGCAUAAACUGGCUUUUAAGUGUCCACAGCAGCAGAGCCAAUAAAAUACAGAAUUUGAAGAACAAACAUCAUUGUGGCAAUUCAUAUCUUACAAGUCAUAUUUACAGUUUACUGCAUCUCAAGAGAAGAGGUUUAAUGUUAAAAAAAGGUUAUCUUACUUAGAAAAUAGUCCUGAUCAUAUAGUCCUAGACGAUAUCCAAAACUAACACACUGAAAUCAUACAUUUUCAGUCAUUUUAAUUGCAAAGUCAAGUCUUUCUAUCAAUACCACAACUAAAGUUGUGAAAUUAUUCAAUAAUUUAGCUGUAUAUUUCAGUUGGAAUCAAGGCAUUAGAAUGUACCAGAGGCCACCAAAUUAGAGCUCGUUCAAAUUGGAGCAAUUUCUUCCCCCGGACCCACCCAGCCUAGAACUCCCUGGUUGGCUACUUUUUCUAUUUGGCUGGCAUACUGGUAGCUACAGGUACAACCACAAGUCAUACUGCUAACUACAGGUAAAACCACCAAGUCAUACUGGAUCUAUUACCCAAUUUGUCUAUAUUCACUUAAAGUUGCUACAUUUACCAAUUUAGCUAGAUCUCUAUUUCUUCUUUUGAUUGCCUCAUGAAGUAAUGUUCCUUUACUUAGUGCUGAGCGAUUAGUGCUUUUUGAGGUCGGUUCGGUUUUGGUUUGAUUUUUAUUUAUUUAUAUAAUCACGGUUUUCAAAGUAAAAAGGCAUACUUUUAUGACUGCUGAAAACCAACUAUCAAUCACUUAGAUCAUGUAUUUUCAGGUAGAGAUACCUCACGAAGCAACAGCUGCUCUCUAUCCCGUCACGAUCGCUCAUUAUUUCGAUUUGGAUUAUUUUGUUAAAUAUUAAAUGCAUUUUGCAUUACAGUUGAAGUCGGAAGUUUACAUACAGUUAGGUUGGAGUCAUUAAAACUCAUUUUUCAACCACUCCACAAAUGUCUUGUUAACAAACUAUAGUUUUGGCAAGUCUGUUAGGACAUCUACUUUGUGCAUGACACAAGUAAUUUUUCCAACAAUUGUUUACAGACAGAUUAUUCACUGUAUCACAAUUCCAGUGGGUCAGAAGUUUACAUACACUAAGUUGACUGUGCCUUUAAACAACUUGGAAAAUUCCAGAAAAUGAUGUCAUGGCUUUAGAAGCUUCUGAUAGGCUAAUUUACAUAAUUUGAGUCAAUUGAAGGUAUACCUGUGGAUGUAUUUCAAGGCCUACCUUCAAACUCAGUGCCUCUUUGCUUGAUAUCAUGGGAAAAUCAAAAGAAAUCAGCCAAGACCUCAGAAAAAAAAAUUGUAGACCUCCAAAAGUCUGGUUCAUCCUUGGGAGCAAUUUCCAAACGCCUGAAGGUACCACGUUUAUCUGUACAAACAAUACUACGCAAGUAUAAACACCAUAGGACCACGCAGCCGUCAUAACGCUCAGGAAGGAGAUGCGUUCUGUCUCCUAGAGAUGAACGUGCGAAAAGUGAAAAUCAAUCCCAGAACAACAGCAAAGGACCUUGUGAAGAUGCUGGAGGAAACGGGUACAAAAGUAUCUAUAUCCACAGUAAAACAAGUCCUAUAUCGACAUAACCUGAAAGGCCGCUCAGCAAGGAAGAAACCACUGCUCCAAAACCGCCAUAAAAAAGCCAGACUACGGUUUGCAACUGCACAUGGGGACAAAGAUCGUACUUUUGGAGAAAUGUCCUCUGGUCUGAUGAAAAAAAAAAUAGAACUGUUUGCCCAUAAUGACCAUCGUUAUGUUUGUAGGAAAAAGGGGGACGCUUGCAAGCCGAAGAACACCAUCCCAACCGUGAAGCACGGGGGUGGCAGCAUCAUGUUGUGGGGGUGCUUUGCUGCAGGAGGGACUGGUGCACUUCACAAAAUAGAUGGCAUCAUGAGGAAGGAAAAUGAUGUGGAUAUAUUGAAGCAACAUCUCAAGACAUCAUUUACAUCAUUUAGCAGACGCUCUUAUCCAGAGCGACUUACAAAUUGGUACAUCAGUCAGGAAGUUAAAGCUUGGUCGCAAAUGGGUCUUCCAAAUGGACAAUGACCCCAAGCAUACUUCCAAAGUUGUGGCAAAAUGGCUUAAGGACAACAAAGUCAAGGUAUUGGAGUGGCCAUCACAAAGCCCUGACCUCAAUCCUAUAGAAAAUGUGUGGGCAGAACUGAAAAAGCGUGUGCGAGCAAGGAGGCCUACAAACUUGACUCAGUUACACCAGCUCUGUCAGGAGGAAUGGGCCAAAAUUCACCCAAUUUAUUGUGGGAAGCUUGUGGAACGCUACCCGAAACGUUUGACCCAAGUUAAACAAUUUAAAGGCAAUGCUACCAAAUACUAAUUAAGUGUAUGUAAACUUCUGACCCACUGGGAAUGUGAUGAAAGAAAUAAAAGCUGAAAUAAAUAGUUCUCUCUACUAUUAUUCUGACAUCCUAACUGACCUAAGACAGACAGGGAUUUUUUUACUAGGAUUAAAUGUCAGGAAUUGUGAAAAACAGAGUUUAAAUGAAUUUGGCUAAGGUGUAUGUAAAAGUCUGACUUCAACUGUAUGUGGGUUGAAUAUUGUAAAACAGAAAAAACAUGAAAACAGCCCCAGACCAUUAUUCAUCUUCUACUGGACUGCCAGAUGGUGAAGCGUGAUUCAUCACUCCAGAGAACGCGUUUCCACUGCUCCAGAGUCCCAAUGGCGGCGAGCUUUACACCAUUCCAGCCGACGCUUGGCAUUGCACAUAGUAAUCUUAGGCUUGUGUGCGGCUGCUCGGCCAUGGAAACCCAUUUCGUGAAGCUCCCCAUAAACAGUUUUUUUGCUGACGUUGCUUCCAGAGGCAGUUUUGAACUAGUGAGUGUUGCAACUGAGGACAGAUUAUUUUUACGUGCUACGCACUUCAGCACUCGGUGGUCCCGUUCUGUGAGCUUGUGUGGCCUACCAUUUCGCGGCUGAGCUGUUGUUGGUCCUAGACGUUUCCACUUCACAAUAACAGCACUUACAGUUGACCGGGGCAGCUCUAGCAGGGCAGAAAUUUGACGAACUGACUUGUUGGAAAGGGGGCAUCCUAUGACGGUGCCGCGUUGAAAGUCACUGAGCUCUUCAGUAAGGCCAUUCUAAUGCCAAUGUUUGCGUGGCUGUGUGCUCGGUUUUAUACACCUGUCAGCAACGGGUGUGGCUGAAAUAGCCGAAUCCACUAAUUUGAAGGGGUGUCCACAUACUUUUGUAUAUAUAGUGUACCUCGCAAAGCAACAGCUGCUCUCUUUAUCCCCCCACGAUCGCGCAUUCUGGAUUAUGGUCAUUGUAGUUAAUUACCACAUUUUAUAUGCUGAACUAUGUCAAAUAUUGGCCUGUUGGAAACUAUAACUCCCUACUACAUCGCACAGUUCAGGCUAGAACUGAUAUAUCUAGAGAAACCAUGCAAUGUGCGCUUUGAGUUCACAGAAAAAAAGGGUUAAUCGCUCAGCACUACCUUGACUACUAUAGAUAUAUCGUUGAUAUUUAAGGUAACAUUAUUUGCAGGCGAUAGUUACAUUUAGCUCCUUUUUGAAGGACUAAUAUAUCUUGGCCCUUCUACACAAUGCUUUCUAUCUACCUUGACUUGUUUAGACAGAGUAACAGGAUGUUAAGUAACAGGAUGUUAAAUGUUGUUUUUUCCAGUGUGUCACGGCUGAUCUUUGUCCGACACAUGGGAGGAGUCCUGGCGGUAGCCAACAUCAGAGGAGGAGGGGAGUAUGGAGAGACCUGGCACAAAGGUAACAGACACAGGUUGCCAGUCACUUGAGAGGAGAGGACUCCUGUUAUAGAUUCUGAUUCCUAAACUUUACACACACACACACACACUCUCACCCGCUCUGUCCCUGUGUGUGUGUUUCUUCAGCGGGCAUGCUGGCCAACAAGCAGAACUGCUUCACGGACUUCCAGUGUGCAGCAGAGUACCUCAUCAAGGAGGGCUACUCAUCCCCCUCCAAACUCACCAUCAACGGAGGCUCCAACGGGGGCCUGCUCGUAGGUAGGGCCCGCAAUGAUGACAUCACUAUAGUUUGUUGUUGAUGCUUUUAGUCAGUGAGCUCACACCCAGUCUGAAAACCAACCCUAGCACUGCCCUAACCUAACACAGUUUUGUUGACAUCCUCCUCACCUGUAUAUCUGUAUGUGUGUGUGUCUCUUGCUGCCUGCUAACCUUUUUGGUGUGUCCAACUUCUCACCUGUGUGUGUGUGUGUGUGUGUCUGUCCAUCCCUCUCCGUCCCCCAGCGGCGUGUGUGAACCAGCGGCCGGAGCUGUUUGGCUGUGCCGUGGCCCAGGUGGGCGUCAUGGACAUGCUCAAGUUCCACAAGUUCACUAUCGGCCACGCCUGGACCACCGACUUCGGCUGCUGCGAUGUCAAGGAACAGUUUGAUUGGCUCAUCAAGUGAGUGCUCCUCCUUGGUCAAAACCAUUCAUCUUGGGGCAACAGGGGAAGCGGGUUUGCAAAAUGCUAUCAUAUCAUGCAAUUAUACCGUUUAUAAAUUGGUCAGAUAUACACUGAGUAAACCAAACAUUAGGAACACCUUCGUAAUAUUGAGUUGCACCCCCCCUUCCCCUUUGCCUCAGAACAGCCUCAAUUUGUCUAGGCAUGGACUCUACAAGGUGUCGAAAUUGUUCCACAGGGAUGGUGGCCCAUGUUGACUCCAAUACUUCCCACAGUUGUGUCAAGUUGGCUGGAUGUCCUUUGGGUGGUGGACCAUUCUUAAUACAAACGGGAAACUGUUGAGCAUGAGAAACCCAGGCAGCAUUGCAGUUCUUGACACAAACCUUGUGUGCCUGGCACCUACUACCAUACCCCGUUCCAAGGCUGAAAAAUCCUUCUUUAACCUGUCUCCUCCUCUUCAUCUAAACUGAUUGAAGUUGAUUUAACAAGUGACAUCAAAAAGGGAUCAUAGCUUUCAACUGGUUUGACCAGUUUUCACCAGUCUGUCAUGGAAAGAGCAGGUGUACUUAAUGUUUUGUAUACUCAGUGUAUAGUCUCACAAUAGGGGUCGUCAUGUGUUAGUGUGAAAAUGUUUGUGUGCAGUCUGUUACUGUGUCUGUGAUGUUAGUUUAUCUGGGUGUAUUUUAGCCCCAAAAAUAUAAUCAAGCACACUGUAUUUUUAUGGGUAUGAUUUUUCCUGAUUAAUCAGGAACCCCUGCUUUUCUGACAUAACCUUCUAAUCAUACAUGAUACAUCAUUGAAAUGUACCUUUGGCCAAACCAAUCUUAUUUUUUCUGUUAUCAUCCCUAUUAUUUGCCUGCUAAUGAUGGUGAUUCACCCACAUGUGGAUGUGCAUUGACUUUGACCCAUGCCGCAAUCCUCUUUCCUGUCUCCUAAUGUCCCCCUCCUCUCUCCGCUCCGGCCAGAUACUCCCCGCUGCACAACAUUCACGUUCCCGAGUGCGAGGGCGUCCAGUACCCCUCAGUCCUCCUCCUCACGGGCGACCACGAUGACCGCGUUGUCCCCCUGCACUCCCUCAAGUAUAUCGCCACACUGCAGCACGUGGUGGGCCGCUGGGCGGGCCAGAGUAACCCGCUGUUCAUCCACGUGGACACCAAGUCGGGCCACGGUGCCGGCAAGCCCACCAGCAAGGUCAUCCAGGAGGUGGCUGACACGUACGCAUUCAUCGCCCGCUGCCUCAACAUCUCCUGGGUUAAAUGA